CGAGUGGACAGGCGAGUCUGCAGCUAAACUAAAUGGUGAGGAAAAAAGCUCAAGGUUUGAAAUCCAAAUUAAAAAUAAAACGAGAAUGACUAAUUGCUGUGGUGAUGGAGUUCCAUAUUUGAACGAAGAGAGUUAUUGAUAAGAUGUUGAAGACAGAUCUUGAUCAUCGUAGAAGCAAGAACUUCUCUACAUGCUAAGUAGCUGACCACAUCUAUUCCGCACGUAAAAGGAGAGACGACAUAGCACAGCGGACAACACCGAUUCAAAACAAGCCCCUCGCCUCGCUAAUCCUUUUAUUGGUCCUGGAGAUCUAGGGUUACGCGGAAGAAGAAGAUGCUGGUUCCAGUGUUUUCAGUGAUAGCCGGGGAGAUGACGGUGGUGUUGCUUCUGCUGUUCAAGACGCCGCUGAGGCAGGUGGUGAUCAUGAGCUUAGAUCGGAUGAAGCAAGGUCGAGGCCCUGUCAUUGUGAAGACGGUGGACGGCACUCUCUUGGUGCUCUUUGCUUCAAGCAUCUAUAGCGUUGUCUCCAUCCACCAGCGCAACAAUAACGAAUCUACCGCCGUCAACACCACCGAUCAAUUCCUCAUGUAUAAGCAUUUGCUCGAAGCUUCUACUAUCGGGUUUGCACUGUGCCUCUCUCUGAUGAUUGAUAGAUUCCAUAAUUACAUAAGAGAGCUUCGGACGCUGAGGAACAGCAUGGAGGCCGCAAAGAAGCAAAUUCGAAGUUUCGAGGAUGGUAAAAGCGUCGGCACGGAAGAGGAGAAACCAUUGGUGGAAGAGGUAGCCAUAUUGAGGCCCAAAAUUAAGCAACUGGAAUCUGAAUGUGAGGUUAAAGACGGCAAGGCUAAGGCUUUGGAAGUUGAAGUAGAGUCUCUUAAGAAACAGUCUGAGGGAUUGCUCGUGGAAUAUAAUAAACUCAUGGCAGACAAUCAGAAUCUUCGGUCUCAGCUGGAGGCUUGAUAACAUCAAAUUAUACAUUACAAACCAAUUGAUUUGUGCUUUUAAUUUUAUCAGAUUUUGUCCUGUUGGCAAACAUUUAGGUUUUCAAACCCAGAAUGAGGAGGUCACAGCUGGAGCUAUAUUUAUGUGUAUAAAGAUUUGAGACUGAUUCUCUUCAUGUUUUUAGUAAACUAAACUGGCCUUUUCUUUCUUUGAUGAAAA
Messenger RNA from Prosopis cineraria, 1161 nucleotides. RefSeq lists its product as uncharacterized. Gene Ontology annotation, cellular component: endoplasmic reticulum; endoplasmic reticulum membrane. The transcript has 2 exons. Gene Ontology annotation, biological process: intracellular protein transport; endoplasmic reticulum to Golgi vesicle-mediated transport. The record is from RefSeq and is a predicted model, not a curated record. Bases 334 to 960 code for a protein of 208 amino acids. NCBI's taxonomy places the organism in Eukaryota, Viridiplantae, Streptophyta, Magnoliopsida, Fabales, Fabaceae.